Molecule: messenger RNA, 7191 nt
Organism: Delphinapterus leucas (beluga whale)
Lineage: Eukaryota; Metazoa; Chordata; Mammalia; Artiodactyla; Monodontidae
Source: RefSeq, a predicted model, not a curated record
GGCGAAAGCUCUUCAGGCUCCGCGGUGGCGGCUGUAGCGGCGGCGGGGGGGCGGGGGGCAGGGCGUGGUGAGGUAAGGUGAAUGCCCGAACAGGGUUCCCCGGAGCCAUGGCCUGCUCCAUUGUCCAGUUCUGCACCUUCCAGGACCUCCAGGCCGCCCGGGACUUCCUCUUCCCUCGUCUGCGGGAGGAGAACCCCAGCUGCACCGUGAGGAGGGACCCCAGUAAAUCAAACUGGGAAGAUGAUGGUUGGGGAGCAUGGGAAGAAACAGAGCCCCAAGAACCUUUUUAUUCACAGGAAGAAGAAGGAAAUACAUGCAAAACACAAAAAACUUCCUGGCUUCAGGAUUGUGUUUUAUCCUUAUCUCCAACCAAUGAUCUUAUGGUUAUAACUCGGGAGCAAAAAGCUGUAUUUCUAGUGCCAAAAUGGAAACAUAGUGAUAAAGGGAAGGAAGAAAUGCAGUUUGCUGUUGGUUGGAGUGGUUCUUUAAGUGUCGAAGAAGGGGAAUGUGUAACCAGUGCUCUGUGUAUCCCACUAGCAAGCCAGAAGAGGAGUUCCACUGGACGACCAGACUGGACCUGCAUUGUGGUGGGCUUUACUUCGGGUUACGUACGCUUCUACACAGAGAGUGGCGUGCUCUUGCUCUCACAGCUCCUGAAUGAGGACCCAGUGCUACAGCUCAAGUGCAGGACCUAUGAAAUCCCACGACAUCCCGGCGUGACGGAGCAGAAUGAAGAGUUGAGUAUCUUAUAUCCAGCUGCCAUCGUGACUAUUGAUGGAUUUAGCCUUUUUCAGUCUCUUCGUGCUUGUCGAAAUCAGGUGGCCAAAGCUGCAGCAUCAGGCAAUGAGAACAUACAGCCACCACCGUUAGCUUAUAAGAAAUGGGGUCUACAAGAUAUUGACACAAUUAUCGAUCAUGCUAGUAUUGGUAUUAUGACUCUGUCCCCUUUUGAUCAAAUGAAGACUGCCUCCAAUAUAGGUGGAUAUAAUGCAGCAAUUAAAAACAGCCCACCCGCUAUGUCUCAGUAUAUCACUGUAGGGUCCAAUCCAUUUACGGGCUUCUUCUAUGCUUUAGAGGGAAGCACGCAACCAUUAUUAUCUCACGUUGCACUAGCAGUGGCAAGUAAACUCACUUCUGCUUUAUUUAAUGCUGCCAGUGGUUGGCUUGGUUGGAAAAGCAAGCAUGAAGAAGAAGCUGUCCAGAAGCAAAAACCCAAGGUUGAACCAGCUACCCCAUUAGCUGUAAGGUUUGGACUUCCAGAUUCCAGACGCCAUGGUGAAAGUAUAUGUCUGUCUCCAUGUAACACGCUGGCAGCAGUAACAGAUGAUUUUGGCAGAAUUAUUUUGUUGGACGUAGCUAGAGGAAUUGCAAUACGCAUGUGGAAAGGGUAUCGAGAUGCACAGACUGGUUGGAUCCAAAUUGUAGAGGAUCUCCACGAAAGAGUGCCAGAAAAGGUGGACUUUUCCCCCUUUGGAAGUCCUCAGGGUCCAAGUCGAGUAGCUCAGUUCCUUGUGAUCUAUGCACCGCGGAGGGGCAUUUUAGAAGUGUGGAGCACACAGCAGGGCCCUAGAGUAGGCGCUUUCAACGUGGGAAAGCACUGCAGGCUUCUGUAUCCUGGCUAUAAAAUAAUGGGCUUAAAUAACGUUACCAGUCAGAAUUGGCAGCCGCAGACUUACCAGAUCUGUCUGGUUGAUCCAGUGUCUGGAAGUGUGAAAACAGUAAAUGUCCCUUUCCAUUUAGCAUUGAGUGAUAAGAAGAGUGAACGAGCCAAGGACAUGCACUUAGUGAAGAAACUGGGAGCCUUACUGAAAGCAAAAUCUCCCAAUCUUGAUUUGAUUGAAACAGAAAUAAAGGAAUUAAUUCUCGAUAUUAAGUACCCUGCAACCAAAAAACAAGCAUUGGAAAGCAUUUUGGCAAGCACACGUUUACCAUUUUCCUGCCUUAGAAACAUCACUCAGACGUUAAUGGACACUUUACAAAAUCAAGAGCUUGAGUGUGUUGAUGAAGGAUUGCUACAGUUUUGUGCCAAUAAAUUGAAAUUACUCCAUCUUUAUGAGUCUGUCAGUCAAUUAAAUUCCAUUGAUUUUCAUUCAGACACGCCAUUCUCUGAUAAUGACUUGGCUGUGUUACUAAGACUUGAUGAAAAAGAACUUCUUAAGCUCCAGGCGUUGUUAGAGAAGUAUAAACAAGAGAACAGCAGGACUGCUGUCCGAUUUUCUGAUGAUAAGGAUGGUGUGUUGCCUGUGAAAACAUUUCUGGAAUAUUUAGACUAUGAGAAAGAUGUGAUCAACAUAAAGAAGAUAAGUGAAGAGGACCGUGUGGCUUUAGGCAGUUUCUUUUUUUGGAAGUGCUUAUGUGGAGAAAGCUCCACUGAGGAUAUGUGUCACGCUCUGGAGUCAGCUGGACUUAGCCCCCAGCUGUUGUUGUCUCUGCUCCUGAGUGUUUGGCUUUCUAAGGAAAAAGAUAUUUUGGACAAACCGCAGUCUGUCUGCUGUCUCCAUACGAUGCUGUGCCUCCUGAGCAAGAUGAAAGUGGCCAUCGAAGAGACCUGGGAUUCUCAGUCAGUGUCCCCUUGGUGGCAGCAGAUGCGCACGGCCUGUAUUCAGUCUGAGCACAACGGGGCUGCUCUGCUUUCCGCGCACGUCGGGCACGCUGUCGCCGCCCAGAUAUCCAACAGCUUGACCGAGAAGAAAUUUUCCCAAACAGUUUCGGGUACUGAUUCGGAGGCCCUCACUGAUUCCUGGGAGGCCCUUUCCCUUGACACCGAGUACUGGAAACUUCUGCUGAAACAGCUGGAGGACUGUCUCCUUCUUCAGACUCUGCUUCAUAGCAAAGUGAAUGCCUCAACCUCCAAAGCAUCAUCGCUGCAGGCUGAGCCGCUCCCGAAGCUUUCUGUUAAAAAGCUGUUAGAAGGAGGAAAAGGUGGCAUUGCAGACAGUGUAGCCAAGUGGAUAUUUAAACAGGAUGUCAGCCCUGAAGUAUUAAAACUGGCUAAUAAAGAAAGAGAUGCAGAAAACUCAGAUGAACCCAAAGAAGGUAUUAACAGAGGUUUAUCUGAGGUGUCAGAGGUGGAGAUGGACUUGGGAGCCAUCCCAGACCUGCUGUACUUGGCCUACAAGCAGUUUCCGUGUAGCCUCGAGCUGGACGUGCUGCACGCACAUUGCUGCUGGGAGUACGUUGUUCAGUGGAAUAAAGAUCCGGAGGAAGCACUUUUUUUUGUUAGGUCAAUAGAACACUUGGAGCACAUUCUUAAUGCACAUGUUCAGAAUGGCAUCGCACUGAUGAUGUGGAACACAUUUUUAGUUAAAAGGUUUUCUGCUGCUACGUACUUGAUGGAUAAGGUUGGAAAAGCACCAAAGGAUAGGUUAUGCCGAAGGGAUGUGGGGAUGAGCGACACAGCAAUGACAUCUUUCCUUGGGUGUUGCUGGGAUCUUCUUCAGACUUUAAUGGAGGCAGACGUCAGCCGGGAUGAAAUGCAAGUGCCCGUCUUGGACACGGAGGAUGCCUGGCUGGCCGUGGAAGGACCAGUCUCCAUAGUGGAGCUGGCGCUGGAGCAGAGGCACAUCCACUACCCGCUGGUGGAGCACCAUUCCGUCCUGUGCUCCCUCCUGUACGCUGUCAUGAGGUUCUCUCUGAAGGCCGUGAAGCCACUCUCCCUCUUUGAUAGUAAGGGGAAAAACGCAUUUUUCAAAGACCUAACUUCAAUUCAGUUAUUACCUAGUGGGGAAAUGGAUGCAAAUUUUAUUUCUGUACGACAGCAGUUCUUAUUGAAAGUCGUCAGUGCAGCUGUCCAGGCCCGACAUGCAGUCACGAAGGACAAAGGCUCCUCAGAAGAGGCAAUGACCACUCUUUUUGGGAAAGACCAAGAUUGGCCAGUGCUGGCCCUGGAUCUGGCCCAUCACCUUCAAGUUAGUGAAGAUGUUGUUAGGAGGCAUUAUGUGGGGGAACUCUACAGCUAUGGAGCUGACCACUUAGGAGAAGAGGCCAUCCUCCAGGUUCAGGACAAAGAGGUCCUGGCCUCGCAGCUGCUGGUGCUGAUAGGGCAGCGGCUGGCGCACGCGGUGCUGCGCACGCAGACGAGGGAGGGGCUGGAGCUACUUGCCAGGCUGCCCCCGACGCUGUGCACCUGGCUGAAGGCCAUGAACCCCCAGGAUCUUCAAAACACAGAAGUGCCAAUUGCAACAACAGCUAAACUAGUAAAUAAAGUAAUUGAGCUUUUACCAGAAAACCACGGGCAGUAUAGUUUAGCCUUACACCUCACUGAAGCUGUGGAAGCCAUAGCUAUUCCUCCUUUAUGACACUUUAUCUACUGUAAACAGUCUAAAAUUGUGUGACUAUAAUAUGAAUUAGUGCAUGGUUAUUUUACACAGUAAGAUCUGGAAUUUCAUGGAGGGAAUAUGGUUUUUUUCCUUUUGUAAAAUAAAUAAAAAUACAUUAUUACUUUUAAAAAGUGCAGUCUUGGCUAAAUUCCCCUCCUUUGGUUAAUACUGAUGAUAAAAUACGAACAAGUAUCAAUUACACUAUUAAUUCCUCUUGCAGAUGUUUGACUAUUUUUAAUUCAAGCACUUAAGUAGCUUUAUUGUUAAACUUUGCUAUUUAAAGUUGGUUAUAAUUUACAGAUUAUGUUCUUAACAUUCUAUACUUCGUACUCAAAACGUUAUUGUAAUUAAAUUUAAACGUGUUCAUGUAUAGUCCCCGCCAGUUAUAUGAGAGAAGUACACCACUUCCUUUUUAGUAAAUGUUGGGAAAACGCUUUUGUUAUCAUGCUUGGUCCCGUACUGCGGCACUGCCCCCUGGAGCUCUGGAUGCUGACAGGUUUCUUUCCCAGAGGUUAUGCUGUUGCCAUCAGAGGAGGAUGACCCUGCCUGUGGCGGAAUAAUGGGUUCAAGAUCAUAUAUUCAUCAGAAUGGACACCAAAUAGAACCCUUAGCCUGCUGUACUUGCCAAAACAGAAUCUAAGAUGCAAGCAACACAGCAAAAUUAAUUAAAAUGCAAGUUAAGAUUUGCUUUUUGCCAAGAUUCAAAGCUGUAUCCACAUCAGGUAAUUGUAAAAAUGUAUUAUCUUGUAAAACUUACAUUUAAAAAAAAGGGGCAAAGAUGCUAAAAAUCUAAGGUCCAACUUUAUUUUUCCUACGAGUGUUUUGAGAUGUCUGCUUCUGGGAUUUGGUAAUGUUACCUGUUCUUAAGAACAAUACAGAAAAUGCUUAGUGAUGAUACUACAGCUUUAGCGAACCUACCUCACAGCUGGCUUGAGAGGAUAUAUACAACUAAUUUUGUAUUAGUUGUAUACAACUAAUAGUUGUAUACAGUAUACAACUAUAGUGCCUAGAGCAGUCCAAGUGCUGAAUAAUCAUUUGUUGAUUAAAACCAAAUUAACCAAAAAACUGUAAACCAAAACUCUGUAAAGAGCUGUACAAAUAACACCAAGUAUUUAUUAUGGUAAAUCUUUGGAAUGUAGCCAUACAGUGCGAGUACUGACAUGUCCUGGAUCACAGUUGUUAUUCGUAGCAACUCGUUGUGAUACCGAAGUUUGUUCUUCACUUCCUUAGGAAGAAGCCAACUCUCGCAAUUGUACAAAUUUGAGGCGUUAUAUCAGGAACAUAAAGGAAAAGUCUGAUGUUUGAGGAUAUCCCAGUGUAAAUUCUUUUUAACUAAGAGAUCACAUCCAAAUAAGAACUGUCUAAAACUUACUUAAUAAUUAGUUUCAUUUGUCGAUAAAAUCUUGAAAGAUUAAUUUUCAGAUGUCUUGAGGACGUGGGGUGAGGGCCUUGUAUGUCUGAUUGAGGCACACGCUGCAAUAGAAACACUGAAAACGACCUCGGGCUGGUCUAGCCUCUCAGCCUCUGCUGGGAUCUCUGCUGCCCCAUCCAGACACAUUUAUAUGAUUUCUCGUAAACGUGUCUAGCUCUAUAUAGUCACUUGCGUAUAUUCUGAAAGAUUAGUUCUUUCUGUGACUUUUCUAAAUACUCUGAAAGUAGUUAUGAACCUUGGAGGCUGGUCAAAGAAACUUGGAAUUACAGGCGUUUUUAAAGAUUAAUAAAUCAUAGUCACUUUGAUUCCGUUAUCACUUUUGGGGGAGAGGGUAUCUAAUAAGCAUUUUAGAUAAUAAAACUGGCUGAACUUAUUCUAGUAGGACAUGUAAUCAAAUUUGGGGAUUGUUGAGAAUAUUAAUCAGCUGAAAUACGGCUCCUAGAACCAUAACAUCGAGGCUCUAGUUAGAUUUAUAAUCCUAAACUUUGCCAUUCAAAGAAUUUUAAAAUUGAAUUCUCAGUUGUAUGGUUAAAAAAAGCAGUUAAGUAUUUUACUACUUCAUUAAGGGCUUUUAAAAUAAAUCCGAUAGAGGAAAGGAAAAUAAAUACCUGUGUAUGCAUCGUGUAACCAUGAAGAGCCACAAAUAACGAUACAGAAUGGACAGUUUCUGAAACAGGUAUGUUGCACAUACUGCAGUUACUGGUGGGAAACCGAUAACCAGCGAGUAGUGUUUUCUUAGAUCUACUCCCACCGCCAGCCCCCCAAUACACCUUUCCUCAUGAACAUUAAAUAGGCAUUUUAUACCUUGUUAAAUUCUGUUGUAUAAUGCAAAGGAAAACAAAAGUGUUCAAAUAAUCAUAAAUUCUACAUUACAGGUUGUAUUUAGAUGUAGAACUAGAAGAGACAGGAUAAAUGCAAAUAAAGAGGAAUAUAGCACACCAAGCUUCUAAAUGGUUCAUGCUUUUGCAAAAAGAAAAAUGAGGUAUGGAGAAAAGUGUUUCACCUUUGUUAUAAAAAUUAAACUAAGGUCGAAGUAAACACUGUUCAAUUUAAAUUGCUUUCUUUAAAAAAGAAAUUGAUUACAGUUUAAAAUCACAGAAAACUCAGAUUUAAUAACACUAAGCAUACAUGGAAUAAUAAGUUCACUUAGCAGUUGCUGUGGUUCAUUUCACUUAUAAGAGACAAAUAUUUUUAAAGUGCUCAAUAGCAACAGUGAAAGCCCUCUCUCACCCUGACAGGAAUGGGUUUGCUGUAUUUCUGCUAAACAGAAUUAACCAUCCUUGGAAAGAUUUUAAUCCAGUACUGAAUUGUUUAUAAAAUGCCCUAUUAUCUACUGUAAUGUAUUGUAAGUAGUCAAAUUCUGUAUAUACUGCUAUUUUCUGUGUCUCUUCAUUGUAGUGAACUUUUAUGUGUAUUAGUGAAAUAAAUUUUCAGCUUUCA